UUGGCUGAGGCAGAAAAGUGCCGCUGCCUCGGAGCUUUCGGUUUUGGCUGGGAUCAUCCGCGGCGGCCGGGCUCGUGGGGCGCCUAGAGUGAGGGUUCUGGUUCCCGCCGGCGAGAUGAGGAACCUGGGGCCAUGAGAAGUGAAAUUAUGAGUUAUCCAAAUCACACAGCUAAUUAAGUAGCAGAGCUGGGAUUAGAACUCAGGUUUCCUGCUUCCCAAGUGCUCCGUGAAAGUUGGAAGUGUUGAUUGCCUUCAGGAAGAGAUUGAUGUUAAUUGGAAUACAGAUAAAGCAUAAUGGACAAGGCGUUAUCUUUGGUGAGCUUAGAAGAACACAUCUGUGUUUAUAAAAAGGAUUGUUAAAAUGAGUCUUCGGAAGCAAACCCCUAGUGACUUCUUAAAGCAAAUCAUCGGACGACCAGUUGUGGUAAAAUUAAAUUCUGGAGUGGAUUAUCGAGGGGUCCUGGCUUGCCUGGAUGGCUACAUGAAUAUAGCCCUGGAGCAGACAGAAGAAUAUGUAAAUGGACAACUGAAGAAUAAGUAUGGGGAUGCAUUUAUCCGAGGAAACAAUGUGUUGUACAUCAGUACACAGAAGAGACGGAUGUGAAGACACCAAGAGAGCAACGCUUUUCAUAGUUGGAUAUAUUUUUUUAUGAAUUUUUUUCUAAUUUUUGCUUCUUUUGUGAUACAAUUUGUCCUCUGUUUAUAAUAGUUGGUGAUUUUUCACUGACAUGUGAGUAAGAUAAAUGUAUACAAUUGUGGAUUUAAUUGUGAAAUGUUCUUUCACUUGUAAGUUUCAGUCAUUUUCUUUUACCUCGUUGUCAGUGUACAGAAUGCUAAAAUAAUUAAAAAGAGACAAAAUAUA
Messenger RNA from Gorilla gorilla gorilla (western lowland gorilla), 862 nucleotides. It is a transcript of the gene LSM6, whose product is annotated as LSM6 homolog, U6 small nuclear RNA and mRNA degradation associated. Gene Ontology annotation, biological process: mRNA splicing, via spliceosome; maturation of SSU-rRNA. The record is from RefSeq and is a predicted model, not a curated record. Bases 362 to 604 code for a protein of 80 amino acids. Gene Ontology annotation, cellular component: sno(s)RNA-containing ribonucleoprotein complex; nucleolus; U4/U6 x U5 tri-snRNP complex. NCBI's taxonomy places the organism in Eukaryota, Metazoa, Chordata, Mammalia, Primates, Hominidae. The transcript is spliced from 6 exons. Gene Ontology annotation, molecular function: RNA binding.